AUGUGCAUGAAAUCUGGUAUUACAGCUUACAGGCUCCUUACGCCUUUGGUAUACUAUCAGGUACGAAUCGGGGCUGCCACGGGAGUCAUGGACAGCGCAAUUGGUCGCCCCGCAUCCCAGAUUCUAUCCGUGCCCCAGACCCGUGAGGCGAUAGCGGCUGAUAUCGUUCUUCACACCGACCACCUCAUUGCCCUGCAAAACCGCCUCAAUGCCCUCGCGGACGUCUCUGUGCUUUCUACGGAGAUUCUUUGCAGGAUUUUCAUGUACUGUGCUCCUGGCCAUGUUUCCGGGUUUUCAACUUCCUGGCCGCGCCCGUAUGGCUGGGUUUGCAUGACCCAUGUUUGCAAGCACUGGCGCAUCGUCGCUUUGAGUUGCACGACCCUCUGGGUCGAUUUGUUGGUGACGAAACAAUACGAGUGGAUGGUCGAGCUCUUGGCACGGUCCAAAACGGUGCCGUUGAACGUGAUCAUCUCCCCCGGGGGUCCAGACCCAAGCUCCUACCAACCCUUGCUGUCCGGCAAGUCUUCACUGCAAGGGCUGCAGGCGUCCUGCGCCCUCUUCCUCUCCCAGAUUGCACGCAUACGCUCACUGUUGGUCAAGGCUGUUCCAGCGGAUACGGCGUACGUCUUGCAGCUGCUGGACGGGCCUGCGCCGCAACUCGAGUCGCUCUCCGUCAUCAUCAUACGGAGCAGGAUCGACGGCUGGUGGCGAACUAUGGUGGUGCCGAGCUUGACACAUCUAGCUCUCACCAGUUCUCUGUGGAAUUCGGGCUCACAUACGGACAUCGAGGACCUCAUGGGCUCUAUUGCCCACAUGACCCUCCUCGAGAGCCUGAUCAUCGACGGAGCGCUGACUGGGACCUUGGGCAGGAUGGAGGCUUUGGAGCCCAGAUUCUUUCGGACUUCAAUUACCCUCCCCCACUUGCACGUCCUCGAGAUACAAGGAUCUGGUGUCCAUGUCAUACACAUCCUGAACCUUUUGCAUACCCCCUCACUCUCGACUCUACAUGUGAUCACAGAUUACUGUGCCGUGCCAGGGUCGUCUUCCAACUUCUUCGCUGCAGUGGCCAUCAAGACGCUCUCCAUGAAGGCUUUCCACACCCUCGUUAUCACCACUGGCCCUGCCGAGAUAUUUGCAGACACCCGUCCAAGCCGGGCAUGCCUUCAGGCUUGCCAUAACGAUCACGGUAAUGUCAACAUAGGAGACCUUGACAAGAGUUCUCUCAGGCUGUUGCAGAAUCCGACGUUGGAGGUACGCUUCAGUUGCCCGGUGGCCGAUGCGCUUUCCGAGUUCUGCCAGCUGCUUCCCGUCAGCGAUGUCUGCUCGCUCUUCGUUAGCGGUUCCUCGCUCUCGACAAAACUAUGGACAACAGUCCUACAGCGAACAAUCAAUGUCACCCACCUCACUGCUAUUGGUGGCAUUGCUUCCGACGGACUGUCGGACGCACUCCGGGAUCGACGCCGUGGCCCCCGCAGGGCGGGGAAGAACUCGGGCCAUGUCUAUCAUUACACACUUCCGCGACUUCGACUUCUGACGUUGUCCGACUUCUUCUUCAUGGAACGCGAAACGGACUGGGAGCUCGGAGGGAUGGAACCGCUCGCUCAACAACUCAUCAGUUGCUUCAUAGAACGGUACGAGUAUGGCGCGGAGAUCGAGCGGCUGCGCAUUCUGCGCGCGAUUAACUUAGAAAGGGAUGAGAUCGACUUGUUGAAGGAAGUCGUGCGCGUUGUAGAGUGGGAUGGGGCUUCGGAAUACAACGAAAAGUACGAAAUAGGACUGGAUUCAGACUAUGACUCGGACCCGGGCUUCUAG
Messenger RNA from Rhodofomes roseus, 1812 nucleotides. RefSeq lists its product as uncharacterized. Bases 1 to 1812 code for a protein of 603 amino acids. The transcript is spliced from 2 exons. The record is from RefSeq and is a predicted model, not a curated record. NCBI's taxonomy places the organism in Eukaryota, Fungi, Basidiomycota, Agaricomycetes, Polyporales, Fomitopsidaceae.